AUGGCAGCUACAGAGGAGCUCAGUGGCAUCCUAUUGAGGAGACAGGCGAUAAAUGAUAAACUUGAAGAAGGUGUCGAGGUCAAGCCUCAAUACAAAAUCGUAAACGUUUAUACGGAAUUUCACGAAUUCUCCAGGAAGGAAAUAAAACAGUACGAGGACACGUUUAACAAAUUCGACGAGGGUAAAGAUGGUUACCUGGAUCUGAACGAAGUCAAACGUAUGAUGGAACGACUGGGCGCACCGCAAACCCAUCUUGGAUUAAAAGCCAUGAUAUCUGAGGUGGACGAAGACGGUGACAACAAAAUUAGCUUUCGAGAAUUCUUACUAAUUUACCGAAAAGCGAGAGCGGGCGAGCUUGAAACAGACUCCGGACUUGAAGCACUCGCGCGGUUAACUGAGAUUAAUGUAGAUCAAGUAGGGGUAAAUGGAGCCAAAAAUUUCUUUGAAGCUAAGAUCGAAGAACUAGCGAAAACUAAUAAAUUUCACACUGAAAUUAUACAAGAACAAGAGGAAAAGCGACGCGAGGCUGAGGAAAAGGCAAUGCGUAAGCAGAGAUUUAAGGAAAAAUCGGCCGUAUUUCAACAGUGAUCGGUGGAAUUUAUGGAACAUUAUAGUUAUAUUAUGGAUACCUAGGUAAUCGAAAUAUGUUCAGGCAAACUAUCUAGAAUAUAUUAUUAUAGUAGGUGUUUAGUUAAGAUAAGAAAUUAUACCUCUUACAAAAUUUCUAAGGAAGCAAACAACACAGGUUUUCGACCAAGAAGUUUACUAAGCAAUAGUUUGCGUUCGAAUUAUCAUUAUGUAAAGUACAAUCAAUCCCAUCAGCUAUGAUAAGUGUCCUAACCUAAUCCUUAUAUGGUUGAUGUGUUGAUUCAAUAUGAGCUCUCUGGCGCUGUUAUCUCAUAAGUGGGAGGUCCAGGGUUCAAUCUCCACGAGAGUAAUCUCUGGGGGAUCAGGUGGGAGGCAUCGGCCGUAGUUAGUUACCUAACGGCCCUAAGUAAGACGUGCCACCAAGAGAUUCAGCGUUCCGGUACGAUGACCCGUAAAAACUGAUUAAAAGUAGGUAUCUAUCAGGUUGCAAUAAAACACCCAUACCCCUAAUAGGUUAGCCCUCUACCAUGUUAGACUGCCUCAUGGUCACCACCAAGUGAGCCUGUAGUCAAGGGCUAACUUGUUCUGGAAUUUAAAAAAAAAAGCGCUGUGGUGAACAAAGUCGUCAUAUGCCUUUCCCGUGCAUUUAGCUUGAGUACCAUAAGGCCCAGAGAUUAAAUGGACAUUUUCUAAUCGAGUCUGACUCAGGUAGUCCACAAGUCAGUCAUACCUCAGGCAUGAUUGUCCCAAAGCGAGCUCAAAAUAACUGAAUUAGCUUAUAGCCCUUGGUCGACACGAGACGCAGCUAAACUCCCGUAAAAUCAAACAGUUACCUUAUUAUAUCUACCUAAAAAAUUAAAAUAAGCUGUUGGCCUAUCUAGUCUGUAAGCUGUUACCAUAUGGCUUUAGGGAUAAACAAUCUGUUAUUUUUAGCAAAAGAUUUAGCGCAUCAUGUCAAAAUUGCUUUUGGUUUUAAAUUUUUUUUAAUGAAUUAAACUUAGGAACUUCGUGCAUUAUGUUUUAUGUUAUGUUAAACCUGUUUAAUAUUAUAACCUAAGUUGUAAGGGUAAACGCAGACCGCACGUCAAACUCUGAUUGCAUACUCAUAUUUCUACGUUUGAUAUUGUGAUAUUUCCAUUAAAUUACUUAAACACAAUCUGUA
Molecule: messenger RNA, 1750 nt
Organism: Pararge aegeria (speckled wood butterfly)
Lineage: Eukaryota; Metazoa; Arthropoda; Insecta; Lepidoptera; Nymphalidae
Gene: Swip-1
Product: EF-hand domain-containing protein D2 homolog
Exons: 3
Coding region: 1-588 (195 amino acids)
Molecular function (GO): calcium ion binding
Source: RefSeq, a predicted model, not a curated record